CUGUGGUCUCGUGAUCUCUCGCGAUAUUUCACACUUCUCGCAUCUCCGUGGUCUGCUAAUCUGUUAACGGGGCAGUUGCAGAGUCCAGCUGGGGGUUUGGAGUGGACAGCUAGAAGCAGUAAACAAGGUUGUUGUAAACCCUGAAUACCAGUCAUGUCAGAUUUGAGUGGGAAGGUCCAGACCGUCCUGGGUCUGGUGGAUCCGGACCAGUUGGGCCGCACCAUGACCCAUGAGCACCUGACCAUGAGCUUUGAGUGCUGUUACUUCCCUCCUCCCACUGGCGACGAGGCGGUGGCGGAGAACCCGUUCCAGAUGCAGCACAUGCACUGGCUGAGGCAGAACCAAUACAGCUGCCACGAGAACCUGCUGCUGCAUCAGGAGCUCGCUGCCGUGCGGGACGAGCUGCUGGCCUACAAGAAGGCCGGCGGGGGCACCAUAGUGGAGAACACCACCACGGGAAUCGAACGGGACCUGCCCGCCAUCAAGCAGCUGGCCAAAGACACCGGGGUCCACGUCAUCGCAGGAGCGGGGUACUAUGUGGACUGCACCCACACUGACGCCACCAAGAGGAUGAGUGUGGAGAAGCUCACAGACAUCAUCGUCAGCGAGGUGCUUCACGGCGCAGACGGCACAAACAUCCGCUGCGGCGUGAUCGGAGAGAUCGGAACCGGCUGGCCCAUCUCGGAGAGCGAGACGAAGGUGCUGAGGGCCACAGCCCACGCUCAGACCCAGCUCGGCUGCCCCGUCAUCAUCCAUCCCGGCAGGAAUGCCGCCGCUCCGGCUGAAGUCGUCCGGAUUCUCCAGGAGGCCGGUGGUGACAUCAGCAAAACUGUCAUGUCACACCUGGACAGGACUAUAUUUGAUGAUGGUGAGCUGCUUGAGUUUGCGAAGCUGGGGAGUUACCUGGAGUACGAUCUGUUUGGAGUGGAGAUGCUGGACUACCCGUAUAACCUGGACGUGGACAUGCCCAGUGACAGCCAGAGAGUGACGACCUUGGCGUUCCUAGCGAAGGAGGGCUACGGCGACAAGAUAGUGAUCGCACACGACAUCCACACCAAGAACCGUCUCACCAAGUACGGCGGCCACGGCUACUCUCACAUCCUGAACAACAUUGUGCCGAAGAUGCUGAGGAGGGGCUUCUCGCAGCACCAGGUGGACAAGAUCCUCAUCGACAACCCCAAACGCUGGCUGACCUUCAAAUAAAAGCAAAAAAAAAGAGAACCAAGGAAGGGGCUUCGAUGUAGCGAUUAUUUUUAUCUUGAGAUGAGUGAACGCCCCGCAAUAAAUACUUUGAGAUCUUUGCAAUAAUUACAGUCCAAACUUAUUUGUAAAUGUACUUUUGGACGCUCAAACCAAUGACAUUACAGUGUUUGUGCAUCUUUAAUGACAAUUUUUCUCUUUGUCUUUCCAAAUGUAAAAUAAUUACAGGCUGUUUUGAAAGAGUUUUUUACAGCCGCCCUCAUUAAUUAAAACUUGAUGUUAUAUUUGUGAUUAUACAUUAUUCACUUUGUAAUCAAAUCAUAUGAAAGAAGCCUCGCAGGAUCAAAGUGCCUCUCAUUAGCAGCCUUGUUUUGGCCCCACUUAUGUCACAAACAACCCGCUUACAGAAAUGCAAUCUAAACCAAAUAUUAUUAUCUACAGUGGUGCUCACAAAUACUGUGCUAAUUGAUUUUUCAAUGUCAAUGUUGUUGCUUUUUUUGUAUUUGUAAAGUGACAUCUCUGCAAACAGGUUUUUACGGGAUGGGGAAAUAAUGAGCGUGGUAGUAAUCAGUAUGCCGCUCUGCUCUCGACACAAUGCGGCUGUGUUAGAUGAGUUGUCCUGUUGCCCCUCAGUGGGUGUCUGGGUGUCUAUGGGAGGCUGACGGGAUGAAGGACACGUUCUCCUCUCAUCUGGGAACAGGUGGCCUCACAGGGUGACUUCGCCACAUGAUCAAUGGCGCGAUCACCGCGUGAAAAACUAUAGAACUUUGAUUAAUCUUCCGAGAGGGUUUAAACAAAGAGGAUUUAAUCUUACAUGAUAUGUUACACAUGAGCUGACAGUCUUAACUGGAAUGGCUUUCACAAUCAGAAGUGCGGAUCGAUGGAGGAAACAUUUCUGUCAGUGCGACUGUCCAGUUCUGUGAUGGUGACUAACCGCCAGACCACCCUGUUUGCCCUGACCAGCUGUCAUUGAGACAAGAAAAAACAAUGAUAAUGUCGUGACAACGCUUCAAUAUGAACAUCAGAAUGGGCCCUUUACACAAGUGUUUCUAUGCUGCACACAAUUGAAAUGUAAUUUCUUUUUACAAUCAUGCAUCACUUUUAACAUUUUCACUCAAAAUGCACAAAUAUU
Messenger RNA from Sebastes umbrosus (honeycomb rockfish), 2332 nucleotides. It is a transcript of the gene pter, whose product is annotated as phosphotriesterase related. The record is from RefSeq and is a predicted model, not a curated record. Gene Ontology annotation, molecular function: zinc ion binding. Bases 154 to 1203 code for a protein of 349 amino acids. Gene Ontology annotation, biological process: catabolic process. Lineage: Eukaryota; Metazoa; Chordata; Actinopteri; Perciformes; Sebastidae. The transcript has 5 exons.